AUGUCACACGUGGAUAUUACUUUUAUUGGCAGAUGCCUGAAAACUUUAAAUGGAUCGGAAGGUCUAGCAAGUGGGAGCCAAGAGUUCGCUGUUUGCGAGUCAUUGGUAGGAUUCACAAUAGUGAUUGCUAAAAAAUUAAACACUGAAGCAACAGAAGGCCGAAAUUUCCAAUACUGGGUACAAAAUUUUGACUUUGAGGACAUUGAUAAUUACGGUCUUGAAGAUAGUCAAGAGAAUUUGAACACGGAUGAAUCAGCAGUAUUAGGAGAGCAAAUGUACCAGUUACUAAAAGGAAAAGAGAUAGAAAUCGUUAAUUCCAUUCUUGACUUGAAAUGCUUCUUCAUUGAUGGGCCGGGGGGUACUGGAAAGACAUUUAUAUAUAAAACUUUAUACUACAUGUUGACAGGAAAACGAUACAGAGUAAAAUGUAUGGCUUUUACUGGUAUUGCUUCCAUAUUAUUACCUAAUGGACGUACUUUUCAUAAAACUUUUGGACUUAAAGUACCACUGACACCAGAUUCAGUCUCAAGUAUUGUACCUAACUCUUCUAAAGCGAGACAUUUAGCAGAAAUAGAUAUUUUUCUUAUGGAUGAAGCUCCAAUGCUUCCAAAAUAUGGAUUGCAGAACAUUGAUCAACUUUUGCGAUCCAUUGGUAAUUCAGAUCUCCCUUUCGUUGGAAAAGUAAUAGUACUAGGAGGAGAUUCUGCCUGUAGGAAUGUCUGCCUGUACAGCCGCGUGCGAGUAGGUUUGAGUUAUUAG
Parnassius apollo (apollo) is the source of this 759-nucleotide messenger RNA. NCBI's taxonomy places the organism in Eukaryota, Metazoa, Arthropoda, Insecta, Lepidoptera, Papilionidae. The record is from the annotation of a GenBank genome assembly.